Messenger RNA from Cadophora gregata, 2229 nucleotides. RefSeq lists its product as uncharacterized. The transcript is spliced from 2 exons. Bases 1 to 2229 code for a protein of 742 amino acids. The record is from RefSeq and is a predicted model, not a curated record. Gene Ontology annotation, biological process: carbohydrate metabolic process. Lineage: Eukaryota; Fungi; Ascomycota; Leotiomycetes; Helotiales; Ploettnerulaceae. Gene Ontology annotation, molecular function: alpha-L-fucosidase activity.
AUGGCAAACAAACUGCACUACGCAAAGCCCGCAACGGAAUGGUCCCAGGCUCUCCCCAUCGGCAAUGGGCGACUGGGUGCUAUGGUGUAUGGGCGAACGACAACAGAAUUGUUGCAGUUGAAUGAGAACUCGGUUUGGUAUGGAGGACCACUGGAUCGUACACCUCGAGAUGCGUUGAAGAACUUACCUCGGUUACGAGAGUUGAUCCGAUCCGAACAACAUCAACAAGCGGAAGACCUCGUCCGAAAAGCAUUCUUUGCUACGCCGCAUAGUCAACGACAUUACGAGCCCUUGGGCACGUUCAUGCUCGACUUUGGACAUGUAGAGGCUGAUGUGACAAACUAUAGGAGGGAACUAGACCUGGAGACUGCGAUCACGAGUGUGCUCUAUGAGCAUGGCGGGGUCGAGUUCAGACGCAAGAUAUUCGCAAGUCAGCCAGAUGGCGUUCUGGUACUAAGCCUUGAAUCUUCGGUUAAGAGUAGAUUUACUCUCAGAUUGACGCGAGUGAGUGAGAGAGAGUACGAAACGAAUGACUUUGUCGAUUCUGUCGUGGCGGCAAAAGAUGGUACGAUCAUCAUGCAUGCGACACCUGGUGGACGGGGAAGUAAUAAACUUUGCUGUGCUGUGAAGGUAAAGUGUGAAGAAGAUGGAACUUUUGAGGUCGUAGGCGGUUGUCUUGUCGUUGAUUCGAAGAAGACGACCAUUGUUAUCUCAGCUCAAACUACUUAUCGAUGCGAUGAUGUUGAAUCUGCUACGUUAGGUGAUGUAAAUCGAGCACUUGGUCAAAAAUAUCUGCGAGAGAAUCAUCUUACAAACUACAGAGCGUUAUAUUCACGUAUGGAACUACAUCUUGGUGAGAACAAGUCUUACCUACCGACUGAUCAAAGGCUGCUUGGAGCCGUAGAUGCAAGUCUCAUUGCUCUUUACCACAACUUGGGUCGUUAUCUUCUCAUCUCAUGCAGUCGUCCCGGAUUCAAAGCUCUUCCAGCGACACUUCAAGGAAUCUGGAACCCUUCUUUUCAGCCAGCCUGGGGAAGCAAAUAUACCAUCAACAUCAACACUCAGAUGAACUACUGGCCCGCGAAUCUCUGCAACCUUUCUGAAUGCGAAUUGCCACUUUUUGAUCUGCUAGAGAGAAUGGCCGUUUGCGGAAAGAAAACUGCUGAGAUCAUGUAUGGCUGUCGAGGAUGGUGUGCUCACCACAAUACCGAUAUCUGGGCAGACACAGACCCCCAAGAUCGUUGGAUGCCUGCAACCGUCUGGCCACUUGCUGGUGCAUGGCUGUGUUACCAUAUCUGGGAGCAGUAUCAGUUCAAUGGCGACAAAGAAUUUCUAAAACGAAUGUAUCCCAUUCUGCGAGGGUCUGUUGAGUUCUUGGUCGAUUUCCUGAUUGAGGAUUCUUCUGGGAAUUAUCUUGUCACGAAUCCAUCUCUGUCUCCAGAAAACACCUUCCUAGGCGAAAGCAACACCAAAGGAGUUCUCUGUGAGGGGUCAACAAUCGACAUUCAGAUCAUUCGCGCCGUAUUCUCUGCUUUUAUCGGCACUGUCAACGAGUUGAACAUCUCCGACGAUCUCCUAACGACAGUCUUAGCUUCUCUCGACAGACUCCCGCCGAUGUCAAUCGGCUCCUUUGGGCAACUCCAAGAAUGGCAGAAAGAUUACAAGGAACACGAACCUGGACACAGACACACAUCACAUCUCUGGGCUCUCCACCCCGGGAAUGAGAUAGGUUUGACAAAAACACCUUCUCUAGCGGCAGCAAGUGCAGUAGUGCUUCACCGUCGUGCUGAACAUGGAGGUGGGCACACGGGAUGGAGUCGAGCUUGGCUGAUUAAUUUGCAUGCCCGGCUUGGCGAUGCCGAAGGAUGUUUGGAACAUAUUAGACGACUGUUGAAAGAUUCCACGCUGCCGAAUAUGCUGGAUAAUCACCCUCCAUUUCAGAUUGAUGGGAAUUUCGGUGGAUGUGCAGGCAUUAUUGAGAUGCUGAUACAGAGCCAUGAUGGAUAUAUCCACUUACUUCCAGCUUGCCCGAAGGAAUGGAGUUGUGGUUACUUGAAGGGAGUCAAGGCGCGAGGUGGCUUCGAAGUUACCUUUGAGUGGGUGGAUGAAGUCAUCAAAGAGCCAGUUCUCGUCAACUCUCGACUUGGAAAAGAUGGCAUUUUAAAGUUUCCUGGAGGGAAGAGAGUAGAGUUCACUGGGACAGGAGUGCAUUCUAUCUAUUCUACUUAG